CCCUCCGACCCGGAAGCAGAGCCAGAGCGCGUCGCAGCAGCCCCCAACGAAGACCGGCUUGUCUCUGGUCGGUUCCCGGCGCUCUGCGUUUCGUGACCUUGUCCAGUAGAAGGCUAUUUAAUUUUCACAACUGCUUGAAUUUUGACAUACAAGAUGAAGCAAGAUGCCUCAAGAAAUGCUGCCUACACUGUGGAUUGUGAAGAUUAUGUGCAUGUGGUAGAAUUUAAUCCCUUUGAGAAUGGGGAUUCAGGAAACCUAAUUGCAUAUGGUGGCAAUAAUUAUGUGGUCAUUGGCACGUGUACGUUUCAGGAAGAAGAAGCAGACGUUGAAGGCAUUCAGUAUAAAACACUUCGAACAUUUCACCAUGGAGUCAGGGUCGAUGGCAUAGCUUGGAGCCCAGAGACUAGACUUGAUUCACUGCCUCCAGUAAUCAAAUUUUGUACUUCAGCUGCUGAUAUGAAAAUUAGAUUAUUUACUUCAGAUCUUCAAGAUAAAAAUGAAUAUAAGGUUUUAGAGGGCCAUACAGAUUUCAUUAAUGGUUUGGUGUUUGAUCCCAAAGAAGGCCAAGAAAUUGCAAGUGUGAGUGACGAUCACACCUGUAGGAUUUGGAACUUGGAAGGCGUGCAAACAGCUCAUUUUGUUCUGCAUUCUCCUGGCAUGAGUGUAUGCUGGCAUCCUGAGGAGACUUUUAAGCUAAUGGUUGCAGAGAAGAAUGGAACAAUCCGAUUUUAUGAUCUUUUGGCCCAACAGGCUAUUUUAUCUCUUGAAUCAGAACAAGUGCCAUUAAUGUCAGCACACUGGUGCUUAAAAAACACCUUCAAAGUUGGAGCCGUUGCAGGAAAUGAUUGGUUAAUUUGGGAUAUUACUCGGUCCAGUUAUCCUCAAAAUAAGAGACCUGUUCACAUGGAUCGAGCCUGCUUAUUCAGGUGGUCCACAAUUAGUGAAAAUCUGUUUGCAACCACUGGUUAUCCUGGCAAAAUGGCAAGCCAGUUUCAAAUUCAUCAUUUAGGACACCCUCAGCCCAUCCUCAUGGGUUCUGUAGCCGUUGGAUCUGGCCUGUCCUGGCAUCGAACUCUCCCUCUGUGUGUAAUUGGAGGAGACCACAAGCUGUUGUUUUGGGUGACUGAAGUAUAAAGUUUUCUUUGUACCUUAGAUUCACAAACUUUGUAUUUUUAGUACAUAUUUUGAAGAAUUUCUAUAGUACAUAUUUUGAAGAAUUUUUAUAUCAAAUAUACCAUAUACUUUAGAAAAUGUCUUAGUUGCUUUUAUUAAAUAAAAUGUGAAUGAUUUGAAAAAUUA
This is a messenger RNA of Cercocebus atys (sooty mangabey), 1299 nucleotides long. RefSeq names its product nucleoporin 37kDa (gene NUP37). The record is from RefSeq and is a predicted model, not a curated record. Gene Ontology annotation, molecular function: protein binding. NCBI's taxonomy places the organism in Eukaryota, Metazoa, Chordata, Mammalia, Primates, Cercopithecidae. Gene Ontology annotation, cellular component: nuclear pore outer ring. Bases 154 to 1134 code for a protein of 326 amino acids. The transcript is spliced from 10 exons.